GUUGUGCAAACGACGCUACCAAGUUCUAAGAGGGUCGCCGGAAAAACACUCCUGAGGUGUUCGAGUCGUGGGACUCACCGGACGGCGAAUGACGGGAGCAAUCGCAAAAGAAAAAGGGAUAAGAGCGUGACAGACGAUCUUAUUGAUUCGAAAAAACGAAGGCUUCGGCCAUUACGGGGUGGAGAUUCUGGUUACCACCUUCGUCAGCCAUGGAGGACAAAGAUCCGGGGCUGAGUAAUUGCAAUUCCCAGAAGAGGAUGCCUGGUCCAGGGGGAAUUGUGUUCGCAAUCUACCCUUAGGGGUGCAAACUAAAACAGAUCCGCAGACGCCUUCUUUUGAGACCUGGCGGUCGGAUCCUGUUCGAAAUUCAAGAGAGAUGGAAGUUCCCUUAGGGGAAAUGAUGUUUUCAAAACUAUGGGGAAAAAGAACGGUGGAUUUGCGCCCAAUUCCCAAAUCGCUGGCGGCCGUCGAAGCGCAGCGUGAGGCUAGUGCGGUCAACGUUGUCAUUGCCGGUGAUCAGCUGAGAAAUACCGAAAUUUUCUCAUCCUGGCAAAUACCCAACCCGGAUUUGUUGGGAUUGAUAUCGGAUUGGAGGGGGGGAGGGGGGAUUCGGAAUAAAAACCGUUCCUUGACAACCAACCUGGGGAAUCAGAGUUGUAAUCCAACUCUAACAGGAAAACCCGGUAUGAGAGAUACACGGCUCGGCCAAUCCCCUUGGCGGUUGCCCUCUUUAAAUAUCAAUCUCCUGGCUGCCAAUUCCCUACCCCAUAAGAACAAAGCAGUUGCGUGGAACGUGCUGGUGACGACUUGGUCGAGAAUCCAGCUCGCUAAGCACGAAGGAGAUAGUUCGCCAGGAAACUACGAUGGUUCGCAUUACUGAAGACCAGGUAGUUCAAUUUUCCCUGGAAGAGGUGCAAUCGGUGAAAUUCCGAGCUUCUCGAUCGUUGCUGGGCCGCCUUUUCACGGACUCCAUUGUCACACCAGCGGAACUGCGUGAGGCACUGAUCGUUGCUUGGCAAAUCAAGGGCCAACUUCGCGUCUCCCUCGCCAAACAUGGCCUCUUUGAAAUCGUGCUGCCAUCCACUGAAGCACGGGUUUGGGUUCUCAAACAAACCCCGUGGGUAGUCUUAGAUGCCAUUCUCCAUCUGCGGCCGUGGUCGUCGACCAUCACUUUGAGCACAUUUGAAGACUUGGCCACUGCCCCUUUUCGGGUGCAGCUUUGGAAUGUAAGGGAAGACUGCUGCACCAAACAAUUUGGUCAGAAGAUGGGGCAGGGCACCAUUGAGCAAGUUCUUGAAUCCGGUGUCUUUGCUUCGAAUGAUACCAAUGAGCAGUUUGUGAAGGUGAGGGCAGUGAUUGACUUCACAAAGCCAUUGCGAUCUCAAAUCAGGGCUGCCAGUGAAGAGCUUGAUACCUUCUGGGUGAACUUGAAGUAUGAAUUUUUGCCGAUGCUGUGUUAUCACUGUGGUCGAGUGGGGCAUUCGAAGCGGGCCUGUGCUUUUGAUCCCCCGGCUGGAAAAGAGAGAUUUGGUCCUCACAUGUCAACUCGCAAGAUUGAUAGAAGGGUUUAUGAGCAGGAGAAUGAGACUGGGAAUUUCAGGAAAAACCAUACUUCGGUUUGGGUUAACAGGAGCGCGCCGAUGCUUGGUGGUGGCCCAAGGAGGGCCCAGGCGAAGAACAUCUUGGAG
Linum tenue is the source of this 1688-nucleotide messenger RNA. The record is from the annotation of a GenBank genome assembly. Lineage: Eukaryota; Viridiplantae; Streptophyta; Magnoliopsida; Malpighiales; Linaceae.